UACCUCGGUAGCAGGCCCUUUGAUGGAACUGUCUCCGUCGCAAUCGAUUGAUUUCUAAUGUUAAUUGCAGGGGGUUAUGUUCUAAUUUAUGUAAAAUGAGAGUACCUGGCUCGCGUUAAUCAUUUGCGGAUACAUAACAAAAGAAAUGGAAUAUGAUUUUUAUUUUUCAUAUUAAACGACUUCAAUCAGAUUCUUCAAUCCAUCUACUGCGUUGUUGAUUCGUCGAGAUGAUGGAGGGUCUAGUCGGGUGAAUCCAUUCGGUAUGAGAGUCAUCAAUUCACCACUACCUCGUACAGCUAGAAAGACACUCUCCAGGAACUACACAGUCAUUCCACCGGCUCCCAUCCCUGCACCAGAACCCCUUUCGGCAGGAUUCACCAUAGCCGUACCUAAGGUGGAAAUCACUGUGUGCUUAGACGAGGAUCCAGUAGAUAGUGACGUCAUCGUUCUCUUGGAAGAUCCCUUGCAGGGUGUCUUUGUGAAUGGGCGGAUCGUUGGGGAUACUGUUCCUGGUCGACUCGGAGACAAAGAGCGUACCUUCAUCGGCGAGAUCGCCAUCGUCCUCAACGCACCUCAACCCUCUCGACAUCGUCUCAAGUUCAACCCUGGAGGUAUAGCCGUCGACUCCAGUCGUCCCUUGCGUUGGGGCAUCACGUCUGCCUAUAGCUUUGGAUCGCACACUCUGGAGAUCAGUGGAAUGAAGGUGGUGGUGUCGCUCGCGAAUGGUGCAAGAUUUGAGAUAGAGAGCAAACGACUGGAUUCCAACACUGACAGGCAGCGACCGGAUGCGUUCACGUUUAACGUGCUCGAUAAUUCUGGCCUUACGUCUGCUGUCGAUGGUAUCAUAGGGCGGUUCCAACGUGCCAGUUUGAUUCUAGACCAGCCCAACUCGCAGCUUUUCUCGACAUCUUCUAGUGGAUGUGGCCUUUCUUUGUCACGUAGCCGAGCCGUCAGCGUAACCCUUACGUGGCGAAAUAAUGGUCUUUCCGGUUCAAGCGAAGUCUGUGACGCCCUCGGCGGUGACAUGCUGUCAAACAAUCUAAACGGACUGCAGUAUACCAACUUCCGACGUACUAGUCUUUAUUCUACCAUCUAGGAUGGACUAAGAAUUAUAACUCAUACCGUAUUUUAGUCUUUGUUCAACAAUGUAGGGACUAAAAUAUCUAAAUGUACGCAAAUCGUUUGUCUUGUAAAUAACAAGCCCCGUACGUUUAGUCUUUAUUGUGAAGUUUGAAGUUUGAAGUUUGAAAUCGUAGAUUCUAAAUGAACAUGUAUCAUUUGUCUUCUAAAUAUCAAGGUCUAUGCAUAUCAUAUUUCUUUACUAUCGGAUCCAUGGAUAUGAUAACAAGAUGUGUUUGUAUUCAUUUAGCUACUUAUAGUUUUACAAUUUGUAUAUAUCUGUAUUUCUAUCUGUCUAUUUCUCAUUACAUUUAUGUAAAUUCGUAUUGAAUAAUCAUCUUACAUACUUUGCCUAUUGAUAUGUUUGUAUAGUUAGGACUUGUCAUACGUUACGUACAGAUUUUCAUUGCGAACCUUUUGAAAAUUUUAGAUAACUUUUGUGCUGGCAAAUCGAUCGAAGUGGUCAAUUGUAUCGCUUAACUACAAUAAGGCGUGAGAUUUUUGCAUCACUUUGAAUUAAUUUACUUUUUUAUGUUUGUGUCAAUUUCAUUGUAUGGAGUAACGCGAAGUAAAUGCACAGAUAUAAGUUGUUAUAUAUGUACAGUCUGAAUGUAGGGAGAGUAGAAGUAAUAUUAUAGAAACAAGUUUAGCUUAAUUCUUUUUUUUUUGACGAAGAAAGAAAGUUGACUUCUACGAUAAUUUGUAAUGAUUUUGUAUGAAUAUUAUUAUUCAACACCUUAUUUAAUCAUGCUCCUUAGUUUACACCAUUCACAUUUCAAAUGCAUCUUCAAACAAUGAUCUUUAACGCCACACUACAUAGACAGCGUGUGAUGUUCCAAUAGCCUAUAAUAUUUAUCAAGCAAGCGGAUUCAGUGUUUAAAAAUUGUUGUAAAUUUUCGAUUGAGACUGCCGUUGAUCAGCCAUUGAUUGUUAUCAUAAUUUCACUGUAAAUUAUUUCUUCAUUGAGGUAAAUAAGGCAAGAUGAAUAAGCAGAAAUUUAAAAGAAACAUUCAUGAUUUGAAGUUUACAAAUCUUCAGGUUUUACGUAGCCCCAUCCUUGUCCCUGCAAAGGGCUUCCAUAAGUACUGUACAUAAGACCCCCCCCCCCCUCUUUUCAGUUAUUGUGUUCAUAUGAACUUUAUAAACUCGUUGAUGAAUUUCUCUUUCAUAUAAUUUCAGUUCUUCCUUGCAACUGUAGUCGAAUCAAAUGACUGAAGCUAUGAAACAAAUAUACAGCACUUCAAUCACUCAUUUGAAACUAAAAGCGAUGAAUAAAAAAGGGGAAACAUGUAUCUA
Molecule: messenger RNA, 2415 nt
Organism: Strongylocentrotus purpuratus (purple sea urchin)
Lineage: Eukaryota; Metazoa; Echinodermata; Echinoidea; Camarodonta; Strongylocentrotidae
Product: inter-alpha-trypsin inhibitor heavy chain H5-like
Exons: 4
Coding region: 263-1096 (277 amino acids)
Biological process (GO): hyaluronan metabolic process
Molecular function (GO): serine-type endopeptidase inhibitor activity
Source: RefSeq, a predicted model, not a curated record